AGGAAACGACGCGGCGACUGGACAGUGCGCUGGGCUGGGAAGCCAGGUGGGCGGCUGUGAGGUCCUCCUCGUGUCCCCGCUGGAGGAGCCGGGGCUGCGGGAGUCGGCUGCUUGGCCCCGGUGGGGAAAGGCGGAGAUGCCUGGAGAAAGGUUGCCUGGAGCCGUCGUCGCCCGUGCUUGCCCCCCGAGAAAGCGCGCGGAAGGCGCUGCGCUGCCGCAGCCGCAGCAGCAGCAGCUGAGCCCUCCGGAGCUCCGCGCGCCUCCGCUGGCUGCCGAGCUCUGCUUCUCCUCUUCCUCCUUCUUCCCGAGGGGCGCGGAGCCUGGACCGGCCCUGGAGUGCGGUGGCGAGAGCGAAGAAGACGAUUACUACGAUAACCAAAGGCUGCCUGGCUGGGGCUGCCCAGGAACGUCCAGAGCGCCCGAAGAAGGAGCGCGGGGAAACAAGGAAGGCAGCGCGGCCGCCGUUCCGGGCGCAGGCGGCGGCAACAGGGCCAGAGCAAGAGAAAGCACCGGCAAACUGCGAAGCCAGCUCCAGGAGGCCUAUUACCUGUUGAUCCAUGCCAUGCAUGACCUGCCUCCGGCCAGUCCCACCAUUGGAGGUCACUUGCCCCAGCCUGCUAGCCAUCCGCCCUCCUCUGAGGCCGCAGGGAGUGAUGUGCUGUGCUGGUCCUUCUCCUGCGGGGACAGAUGCUCCCAGCUGCAAAGAUCCAAUCCCAGUGCCCAGGGCUCAGCCAAGAAUCCCCCCUGGCGCCAGGGCAUCAGCAAGAGUCUGGAGAGCCUGCGCGUUGCCCAGCCUUCCACCUCCAAGCUGCUGUCCCUGCCAAGAUGCAGGAGCGAUGGCGCGCUCCGAUCUCUGCCUCAAGAGCCACCGGAGCCCCGCGGCCACCUGUUGCUCGAAACUCAGGAACUUGGCACCAGGCGGGAAGCCUGCUUCCUUGCAGCUGCCACACGCAGCUCUGGCGACAGCAGCUGUGAGAAGAGCCUCAGCAGCCAAGGCCUUUGUGAGGUGCAUCCCUCAAGGCUCCAGGAAGACUUGGAGGAGCUGCUGGUCCCAGAACUGUGUGCUGCCCAGGGCAAAAUGGUGGAUCCAGCCACAGCAACAGGGUGUGGCCAUGAGGGAAGUCCUCUGCACCCCCCGCAAGAUGUCCUCCAAGGUCCCUUCAAGCCACCCGCUGUGACAGUUCGGAAGCUGCAGAAGUGGAUGUACAAAGGACGUUUGCUCUCGCUGGGCAUGAAAGGCCGGGGUGGGACAGCUGGGAUGUCCUCCCCAUCUUCCCCCACCAAGGUCACUGGGAGCUGCAGGCCGCUUCUUGGCAGAGGAGAGGGGAUCACGCUUUCACCACCUGCCCACUUGAAUGGCCCCGGGGGCAAGGCCCGGGGAUCCCCUUCAGACCAAAGAAUCUUGCUCACAGAUCUGAUCGAAAAUGUUUACAUACCUUCUGAGAGCAGAAGAGAACUUAAGAACUUGAAAUCCAGUGAAGUUUCUGAGUGCAGGCCUCGGAUUGCUAGCAUUACUGUGUCCAAGAAGCGGAAUUGGUUACAACAAAGUUCUCUGAGAGUACCUAAUUUGGAAAAAGGAAACUCUUACAAGAAAAUUUCAGGAGAAAAUUAUCAGGUACUGAAAUCUCCCAAUCCUUUCUUUGAGCCAAAAAUGCCUCAGACUUUUUCCAAAUUUCUAGGGCAAGAAAGCCCUAAAGGAAGAGUCAGUUCUGUACAUGCUGCUGAGUAUGGAACGAGAUCUUUGGCACUACAAAACUGUACUUUAGAUUUUGGUGAAGAUAAUGAUGCAGAUGAUGAAGGAGAAAUAUGGUACAAUCCUAUCCCUGAAGAUGAUGAGCCUGAGUUCCCUUGUUUUUUAAGUGGCAAUACUAAUCAUUUGGACUCCCAAGCCCUGAAUUACAAAAUAGCACCUGGGAAUGAUUUAAUUAAAGUCAUAGGGCAUAAUGAAGGUCUUCCUCAAUUCUUCGACUGUUCUGGAAAUGGUCAGCCUAGGGAAAUGAAUCAAAUAGAUAACGUGCAUUCAAUGGAAUAUUUGCAAACACGCAAGCCAAAGCCUGUAUGCAAUACUCUGACUGGGUCUGCAAUGGAGGAAGGUCCACUUAAAGCUACUACAGGAGGUCCUGGAAUCAUGUCUGCAAACAAGGCUGAGACAGGAAUAGCAGAAUAUUCUCCUCCAAGCCCAAGCCCAUUGAAAAAAGGUAGCUCAAUAAACUGGCCUUUCCCUGAUAAAAUAAAAUCCCCAAGAACCGUCCGGAAACUUUCCAUGAAGAUGAAAAAAUUGCCAGAACUCAGCAGGAAGCUCAGUGUCAAAGGAAAUUCAAGCCAUAAUAGCUCAGACAAUUCUUUGUUGCUUAAAAAUAAUUGCCCAGAGGUAAGCCAUGCACCAUUGGCUUCUUCUGGAAAUGUAACGGCAGCUGCUAGCAGGAAUGUUAUAAGCCGGUAUCAUCUUGAUAGCAGUGUAUCUUCUCAACACAGCUACAAAAAGAAAAACAGUGGGACUUCCAAAUCUUCCAGCAAAGGGGGCUACCUCAGUGAUGGGGACUCACCUGAGCUUAUAACAAAAUCAGGGAAAUAUGCAGCUGAAAGCAGGGCUGGGAAAGGAAAGGAAGUAUUCCCAGGCAAUAUGGGUAAUAAAUCAGAAAUAGACAUUGAUGCUUUUAGACACUACACUUUUGCUGACCAACCCAAAUGUUCCCAGUAUAUAUCUGGACUCAUGAGCAUUCACUUCUAUGGUGCAGAAGAUCUGAAACCACCAAGGAUGGACUCAAAAGAUGUCUUCUGUGCAAUUCAGGUAGAUUCAGUAAAUAAAGCAAGGACCGCCUUGCUGACUUGCAGAACAACUUUUUUGGACAUGGAUCACACUUUCAACAUAGAAAUAGAAAAUGCUCAGCAUUUAAAAUUAGUGGUUUUUAGCUGGGAGCCCAUGCCAAGGAAGAAUCGGGUCUGCUGCCAUGGUACGGUAGUUCUUCCUGCUCUUUUUCGAGUGACGAGGACUCAUCAGUUGGCAGUAAAACUGGAGCCUAGAGGUCUUAUUUAUGUCAAGCUAACCCUUCUGGAACAGUGGGAGAACUCUGUCUGUGGAACAGAUGGAGAACGAGAACCGAUACUCUUUGGAGUUGAUGCUCGGAAAGUUGUUGAGAAGGAAAAUGAAGGUUUGAUGGUGCCUCUCUUGAUGAAGAAGUGCAUUACGGAGAUUGAAAAAAGAGGUUGCCAGGUUGUAGGGCUGUACCGUUUAUGUGGGUCAGCAGCUGUGAAGAAAGAGCUCCGAGAGGCAUUUGAGAAGGAUAGCAAAGCAGUUACUCUCUGUGAAACUCAGUACCCAGAUAUAAAUGUGAUUACAGGUGUCCUCAAAGAUUAUUUAAGGGAGUUGCCUUCUCCAUUGAUAACCAAACAACUUUAUGAAGCAGUGUUGGAUGCCAUGGUGAAAAAACCUUUGAAAAUGACAGCAAAUGGAUGUGAAAAUGAUUCUAAUGAUUCAGAAUAUACAGUGGCUCUUUUGGAUUGCCUGCCAGAAGUUGAGAAAGCAACCCUAAAGAUGCUCUUGGACCAUCUGAAACUGGUGGCUUCAUACCAUGAAGUAAAUAGAAUGACUUGCCAGAAUUUAGCUGUGUGUUUUGGGCCCGUGUUACUUAGUCAGUGGCAGGAAACUACCAGCCAUAACAACAGAGUGUUCACUGAUUCAGAAGAACUUGCCAGUGCCUUGGAUUUCAAAAAACAUAUAGAGGUUUUGCAUUACCUGCUCCAGUUGUGGCCAGUGCAACAUUCAUCUGCCGAAGAGUCAGUGUUGCUGGAGCAGCAGUCCUCCGUGAACUAUCUAAGGCCUAAGAAACAGCGGCCUCAAAUGUUAAAUUUAAACAGCACUGAAGUGUCAGGGAUCUUGCGAUCCAGGCCAGCCAGACUGGAUAGCCCUUCGAGCAACCGCUAUGCUGGAGACUGGACUGCUUGUGGAGAGAACUACUUUGUCAGUCCCAAAGAAACUCUGAAUGAAGCAGACUAUGAUGAUGUCCCUUCAGAGGAGGCAGAAAGUGGAGACGAUGGCAGCAAAGUGGAUGCUUCCAGAACACUGCUCCGGCAGCCCAUUUGUGUGUCCAAAGAACAUACUUUUCAGGCCUAUCUGACAAUGCAAACAAUGGAUUCUGCAGUGAACCAUCAAGUUAACCUCAGAAACUUGCAAGAAAGCAUUGAUACUCUGAUAGGAAACCUGGAACGGGAACUCAAUAAAAACAAACUCAAUAUUAGUUAUUGAUCAUUUUGCUCUGCCACAGUUCCUGUUUGGUAUGUCCCUUCCCUUGUUUACCUCCAAGAGAGAAUAAGGAAAGGGAUGAGUUUUGGAUGGGGGUCUGUAUUGUAAUUGCGCUUAGCAGUGUUGGAGUUCACUGUAUAGGUUAGUGCAUUCAUGUUACAGUCUCUUGCUUUCUCCACCACUUGAAAGCAUGUUACUUUUUACGAAAUGAUUCUACGAUAUUCAAUUCCUUGUCAAGGUACUAUGCACUUAGGAAAUUUGAAUGUGUGAUGCAUUAUCUCUGUCUUUGUUACACUGGAACAGUACAGUUUGUUCCUGAAACCGUAGCCCUGGUACAGAUGUUCUCCCAGAGGAGAGAAGAUUAAUGUUGCUACUUAUGUGAUAAUAUGGGGCACAAACUGUAGGUAGAUCACGUUCUAUUAUAUUGACACCUUUUCACUUGCAAUGCAAAGGCUGCUAUGAAAAAAAAGGCUUUUUGAUAGUUAAGUUGUAUGAAUAUAUAUAUGUAUUCCUAUAUUAACACUUUCAAGCAACUAUUUAAAACUGCAAAAAUAUUUUUCUAACUUUCAUUUUGUACAUAUUUAUAUGUGAAAAACAUUAGGCAUGAUUUGGUCCAUUCUAGUUGCAGCAAGUCUUGUGCAGUAUAACAGAAUUUCUUCUCUCUUCUCCAACCUGGUGCUCUGAAGUUAUGUUAGGCUACAAUUCUGUCAUUUCCCAGACAGCAUAGUGAUGAUGGGUUGUGUGUGUGUGUGUGAGUGAGAGAGGGAGAGAUGGAGAUUACAGUCCAAUGGAUAGGGGUGGAUUAACAUAGGAAAUAUCAUUUCUUCCUAGAGGGCAGAUGCCUGGAGGCAGGCCCUGGCACUGUAUGAGAUGGUUGUAUAAAAUGGAAUGAUUGUUCACCACUCCUAUAUCUUCCCCAUCCUUCCCCCCAUGCCAGUCAAGUAGAGCUGCUGAGGGGGGGGGUUAGUAUUUUUUAUGCCCUAUGGGAGAUGUUGAGAGCACUGUAGAAAAGAAUAUCUGUAGCUCGCGGUUGAGCUGUGGAGUCCUUGGUGCUCUCUGAGCUUGGUUGUUUGC
Messenger RNA from Python bivittatus (Burmese python), 5317 nucleotides. It is a transcript of the gene SYDE2, whose product is annotated as synapse defective Rho GTPase homolog 2. Lineage: Eukaryota; Metazoa; Chordata; Lepidosauria; Squamata; Pythonidae. Gene Ontology annotation, molecular function: GTPase activator activity. The record is from RefSeq and is a predicted model, not a curated record. Gene Ontology annotation, biological process: regulation of Ras protein signal transduction; cell migration; signal transduction. Gene Ontology annotation, cellular component: synaptic membrane.